AUGGUUCUUUCGCACAACAAAAUCAAGCCACCUGACAAAAGUGGCACUCAAGCUAUUUCAUCACCUCAAAUGAAUUCCUCUCAACGUUCUAUUCCGCCCCAACCUGUUUUGUACUCUAGAGUACAUAACAAUCGCAGUAAAGUUCAGGAAAGUUUACUCUCUUGUCCUCCGGAAAAGUUCAGCUCCCGAUCUUCUACAUCUCAUGGAGAUCCAGAUGACAUGGAUCCCAUCGUUAUUGAAACCGUUUACUGGGGAGUAUCUCAGUCCCCUGGUUCUUUAUUUUUCGACGUUACUUGUCGCAAGGAAUCCGACAAGGAUCUCUACAAACUGGCCUUUGAUCAGUUUGAUGAUUUUGUUGGACAAUUAGUUCAUCGUUCUGGAACAAACAGAUACUUGGAGAUCAAUUUCGAUAUUGACAGACAUCGCUCCUAUGCUUUUGAUACUGGUUUGAAGUUUGAUAAAGGCAAGAUGGUCGUUAAGCCUGCACAUGCCAUGGCACCUGGCUCCAUUUUGAAAAAAGUGAGCCUUCAACGUUUACCUUGGCUUAGACCAAAAGAGCUUCUUGCUGGCUUAACUGCCACACUCAGUAACUAUGGUGUAGUCAAGGACAAUGCCACAGGCACUUUCUUGAGUUCUGGAUACGCAGUCCUCGAUGUAUCAAAGCAAUCACUUGCUCAAGAUGAGACCCCCUUUUUGGAGCUCUCUCAUGUGAUUACCUGA
This is a messenger RNA of Rhizopus microsporus ATCC 52813, 720 nucleotides long. RefSeq lists its product as uncharacterized. The record is from RefSeq and is a predicted model, not a curated record. The coding region runs from base 1 to 720 and encodes 239 amino acids. The transcript has a single exon. Lineage: Eukaryota; Fungi; Mucoromycota; Mucoromycetes; Mucorales; Rhizopodaceae.